This is a messenger RNA of Epinephelus moara (kelp grouper), 2118 nucleotides long. It is a transcript of the gene tubb1, whose product is annotated as tubulin, beta 1 class VI. The transcript is spliced from 4 exons. Gene Ontology annotation, cellular component: microtubule; cytoplasm. The record is from RefSeq and is a predicted model, not a curated record. Gene Ontology annotation, molecular function: structural constituent of cytoskeleton; GTPase activity; GTP binding. NCBI's taxonomy places the organism in Eukaryota, Metazoa, Chordata, Actinopteri, Perciformes, Serranidae. Gene Ontology annotation, biological process: microtubule cytoskeleton organization; mitotic cell cycle. The coding region runs from base 96 to 1517 and encodes 473 amino acids.
GGUGACAUCACUUUUGGCGCUGUAUAUAAGACAGUUUGGAGGACUGAAGCCUAUCGGAGACCCUCAGCUGCUCUGUGUACUGUAGUCUGAUCAUCAUGCGUGAAAUUGUGCAUCUGCAAAUUGGACAAUGUGGCAACCAGAUCGGCUCAAAGUUUUGGGAGGUGAUCAGUGAAGAACAUGGGCUCAAUGCAACAGGCCUCUAUGAAGGAGACAGCAACCUCCAACUGGAGAGGGUCAACGUCUACUUCAAUGAGGCACAUGGUGGUAAAUACGUCCCCAGGGCCCUGCUGGUUGACCUGGAGCCCGGUACGAUGGACAGCGUGAGAGGAAGUCGCAUCGGCUCCCUGUUUAGGCCAGACAACUUCAUCCACGGAAGCUCAGGAGCCGGGAAUAACUGGGCGAAGGGCCACUACACGGAGGGAGCGGAGCUGGUGGAGCAGGUGGUUGACAGAGUGAGGAACGAAAGUGAGAGCUGUGAUUGCCUGCAGGGCUUUCAGCUGGUUCACUCACUGGGGGGUGGCACCGGCUCCGGCAUGGGAACCCUCAUCAUCAACAAGAUCCGAGAGGAGUACCCUGACCGCAUCAUGAACACCUUCAGUGUCAUGCCCUCCCCGAAAGUCUCUGACACAGUGGUGGAGCCCUACAACGCCACCCUGUCCGUCCACCAACUCCUGGAGAACACAGACGAGACCUUCUGCAUCGACAACGAGGCCCUCUAUGACAUCUGCUUCCGCACGCUGAAACUGACCACACCGACCUACGGGGACCUCAACCACUUGGUCUGCAUGACCAUGAGCGGGGUCACGACCUCUCUGAGAUUCCCCGGACAGCUCAACGCAGACCUGAGGAAGCUGGCUGUCAACAUGGUGCCUUUCCCUCGCCUCCACUUCUUCAUGCCAGGCUUUGCCCCCCUGACGGCCCGCGGCAGCCAGCAGUAUAGAGCCCUCAGUGUGCCUGAGCUCACUCAGCAGAUGUUCGACGCCCGCAACAUGAUGACAGCAUGCGACCCGAGGCGGGGGCGCUACCUCACAGUUGCUGGCAUCUUCCGCGGCCGCAUGUCCACCAAACAGGUAGACGAACAGAUGCUUGCAAUGCAGCAGAAAAACAGCAACUACUUUGUGGACUGGAUCCCCCAUAAUGUCAAGGUUGCUGUGUGCGACAUCCCACCCCGAGGCCUCAAAAUGGCCUCCACCUUCAUCGGCAACAACACAGCCAUUCAGGAGAUAUUCCGUCGUGUGGGUGAGCAGUUCUCCCUGAUGUUCAGACGGAAGGCUUUCCUCCACUGGUACACAGGGGAAGGCAUGGAUGAAAUGGAGUUCACCGAAGCAGAGGGCAACCUCAAUGACCUGGUGUCAGAGUACCAGCAGUACCAAGAUGCCACAGCUGAUAUAGAUUGGGAAGCAGAGGAAGAAGAAGAGGAGGGACCCUCAUCAAGAGGAUCAACAAAGGUUCAGUCUCAGAUGGAAGUUACACUGGAAACAGUGACUGAAACGAGCAAAGAAACUGUAGAUGAGUAGAAGACGUGAAGGUCGUACAGUGUGGUGUGUAUUGAUACCUUGUUGAAAGGAUGUGGAAAACAUGAGGGAUUGUUGGUCUGAAAAGGAACUCUUAUUUUAUAGUUUAAUUUAUGCCUAUAGUUAUUAUUAGAUAAAAGGUGUUGACAUAUUUAACAAUAGCACUUAUUGUCUUAAAUGCAUUCAUCAAAUGAUUUUUAUGCUUGCAUGUUUGUUUUUUUUGGAGUUAUUUCUUUUAUAGUAAAAAUUGAAAAUCAUAAAAAUGUUUCAUUUUCAAAAACAGAUAUCUUCUUGUAUUUAUUUUCAUAAAUCAUGUUUUUUUGUGCAAUCCAGGGAAUAUCAGCUGGAGUUGGGGUUUUUUGUUAAGAUAUCUUAAUGUAUUUUUAAUUUCAUACAUUAUAUCUUUUAUUGUGCACUCAAAGGGGAACAUUAAUCUAACUGGUUCCAAUUUAUUCAUCUUAAGAAUGGCUUAUAUCUGUUUUUGCAAAUGAAUUCUUAAUUUACAUGUUUAUACAGUAUGGAAAAGUUUGUUGUUAUGCCAGCUCUAUAUAAUCUCCAGCCAUGAAAAUGAAAUAAAGUUAACACUGUUUGUCCAAUUUUUUUU